This is a messenger RNA of Juglans microcarpa x Juglans regia, 757 nucleotides long. RefSeq names its product transcription factor WER-like. The coding region runs from base 24 to 671 and encodes 215 amino acids. The transcript has 3 exons. The record is from RefSeq and is a predicted model, not a curated record. NCBI's taxonomy places the organism in Eukaryota, Viridiplantae, Streptophyta, Magnoliopsida, Fagales, Juglandaceae.
AAUUCUUCUUCUCUGCAACAAGAAUGGAAGGUAGGAAUGAAUACAAAAAAGGGUUGUGGACAGAGGAGGAGGAUCGAAUUUUAAUGGAUUACAUAAGGGUGCAUGGAAAAGGCAAGUGGAAUCGAAUCGCGAAAAUGUCAGGUUUGAAGAGGGGUGGCAAAAGUUGCAGAUUAAGGUGGAUAAAUUAUCUAAGUCCUAGUGUAAAGCGGGGUGGCUUUUCAGAGGAAGAAGAGGACCUCAUAAUUCGGCUCCAUAACCUUCUGGGAAACAGGUGGUCUUUGAUAGCUGGGCGGGUACCUGGGAGAACUGAUAAUCAAGUCAAGAACCAUUGGAACACUCAUUUGAGCAAAAAGCUCGGGAUCAAAAAUGGAAAAACCAAAGUUUCUGUUUCUACACAGUCAUUUUCUAGAGAAUCAGUGGCAAAUUGUAUUGUCCAUUCAGAAUCAAAUCCUGAGGUACUAGCUUCCGGUUGUAAUAGGGAAUCUACAGUUGAGACUAUAAUAGAAGACAAAUCUCAUGCCGUCUUCAGCUUUACUAGCACACAAGAAGUCACAAUGGACGACAAUAACAGUUCCUAUUGGUUUUCUAAUGAUGAUCUAAGUUUAUAUGCUCCUUAUUUGGUUGAGCCUGUAGAUGAAUUUGCUCUUGAUUUUGUUUGGGAUAGUUUGUAGGCUUUUCCUUACUAGCUAAGUGGUUUUGUAUGAACUUGAUCUUUCCUUCAUGUUGUCUCAAUAGAUCGUUUUUAAGUGAUUUUUCA